AUGUACGACGAGCGUUAUCGUUAUUACGACGCCGAGCCAGGCCCCGGAUACGGCCGAAACAACGACGGUUCCCGGUACUAUCGCUACUACAAGCACUAUUACGCCGCCGCCCGACUGCACCCAUCCAUGUACGACGAGCGUUAUUGUUAUUACGACGCCGAGCCAGGCCCCGGAUACGGCCGAAACAACGACGGUUCCCGGUACUAUCGCUACUACAAGCACUAUUACGCCGCCGCCCGACUGCACCCAUCCAUGUACGACAAGCGUUAUUGUAGUUACGACGCCCAACCAGCCCCCGGACACGGCCGUAACGACGACGGUCCCUGGUACUAUCGCUACUACAAGCACUAUUACGCCGCCGCCCGACUGCACCCAUCCGUGUACGACAAGCGUUAUUGUAGUUACGACGCCCAACCAGCCCCCGGACACGGCCGUAACGACGACGGUCCCCGGUACUAUCGCUACUACAAGCACUAUUACGCCGCCGCCCGACUGCACCCAUCCGUGCACUACGAGCGUCGUCGUCUUUACGACCCCGAUCCAGCCUCUAGACACGGCCAUAACGACGACGGUUACCGGUUCGGUGCCCGCUAUAACAACAACGAUUACGACUGGCACUUUACCAGGAACCUUAACAAUUUUGCCUCCUACCGAUUGCACGCAUCCGUGCACUACAAGAAUUAUUAUAACCAUACCUCCCGACACAAUCGUAACAACAACAGUGCCUGGAACAUUGCCUGUAACGUCGACUAUCCCGCCACCGCCCGACUGCACUCAUCCAUGUACGACGAGCGUUAUUGUUAUUACGACGCCGAGCCAGGCCCCGGAUACGGCCGAAACAACGACGGUUCCCGGUACUAUCGCUACUACAAGCACUAUUACGCCGCCGCCCGACUGCACCCACCCGUGUACGACGAGCGUCAUCGUCGUUACGACGCCCAACGAGCCCCCGGACACGGCCGUAACUACUACGGUUUCCGGUUCGGUGCCCGGUACGACUACUAUUUCGCCGCCAGCCGACUGUAUACACCCAUGCACUACAAGUUUCCAGGCACCACAACUGUCACACCACUCCCUGAUUGUACGCACCCGUGCACUACAAGCGUUAUUAUUACCGCUUCUCCUCUACCACUAAACUGUUCUGUAUCGGGAUUUCUCGCUCAGCAGGCUGGUAGUGCUAUGGAAUUAUAUGGUGUGGACCUAAUAACUGGUGAAGCAAGUCUCAUUAAUGGGAAUAUGGAUACUGCACCAUGGGCAGGCGUUAAUGCUAUUGGAUAUAAUGUUAUGGAUAACUAUAUUUACGGGGCGACCUAUACUUCAUCGCUUGGACCGGGCAACUUAAUCCGUAUCGGAGCUGGAGGUGAAACUCUGGUAUUGCCAAUAUCGAUGCCAUUCUUUACAACUUGCGGCGACGUCGCUCCCGAUGGCCAGUUUUAUAUUUUAGGCGCCGAAGGCACUGGUAGUACUCCUGCAUGGGCCCAGAUUGACCUGUCCGACUCAAGUUCUCCUAGUUAUGGCAACGUAGUUGCUAGAGGAAAUACCCGUAUUACCCAAGCAGUUAGGGACUGGGCCUAUGUCCCUGGAGCAGGAAAUUUCUUAUGGACUUAUGCGGAUACGGGAGCCUCGCCAAAUGUCGUAGGCUUAUUCCGUUGGGAUUUGACGACUCAUGCCUUUACUGGCGUUCGAAAUUUAUUCACAAUUAGCUAUACCUCCCAUAUUGGAGCGGUUUAUGCAUCGGCGGACGGAUAUCUCUACGGCAGCGAUAAUGUUUCUGGCAGAAUUUAUAGGGUUAACGUUACGAGUUCACAACCUUAUCAGCUCGUUUCAUCUGGUCCCCGAAGCGGAGGGAAUGAUGGUGCAAGAUGCGUAAAUGCGCUUGAUCCAAUCUCGACCACUACAGCUAUUACACAACCUACUGAUACCGCUUCUCCUCUACCACUAAACUGUUCUGUAUCGGGAUUUCUCGCUCAGCAGGCUGGUAGUGCUAUGGAAUUAUAUGGUGUGGACCUACUAACUGGUGAAGCAAGUCUCAUUAAUGGGAAUAUGGAUACUGCACCAUGGGCAGGUGUUAAUGCUAUUGGAUAUAAUGUUAUGGAUAACUAUAUUUACGGGGCGACCUAUACUUCAUCGCUUGGACGGGGCAACUUGAUCCGCAUCGGAGCUGGAGGUAACACUUUGGUAUUGCCAAUACCGAUCCCUUUCUUUACAACUUGCGGCGAUGUUGCUCCCGAUGGCCAGUUUUAUAUUUUAGGCGCCGAAGGCACUGGUAGUACUCCUGCAUGGGCCCAGAUUGACUUGUCCGACUCAAGUUCUCCUAGUUAUGGCAAUGUAGUUGAUAGCGGAAACACCCGCAUUACCCAAGCAGUUAGGGACUGGGCCUAUGUCCCUGGAGCAGGAAAUUUCUUAUGGACUUAUGCGGAUACGGGAGCCUCGCCAAAUGUCGUAGGCUUAUUCCGUUGGGAUUUGACGACUCAUGCCUUUACUGGCGUUCGGAAUUUAUUUACAAUUAGCUAUACCUCCCAUAUUGGAGCGGUUUAUGCAUCGGCGGAUGGUUAUCUCUACGGCAGCGAUAAUGUUUCUGGCAGAAUUUAUAGGGUUAACGUUACGGGUUCAGAACCUUUUGAGCUCGUUUCAACUGGUCCCCAAAGCGGAGGGAAUGAUGGUGCAAGAUGCGUAAAUGCGCUUGCUCCAAUCUCAAGCGGCAGUAGUACAGCCACUUGA
Molecule: messenger RNA, 2721 nt
Organism: Drechmeria coniospora
Lineage: Eukaryota; Fungi; Ascomycota; Sordariomycetes; Hypocreales; Ophiocordycipitaceae
Exons: 3
Coding region: 1-2721 (906 amino acids)
Source: RefSeq, a predicted model, not a curated record